Molecule: messenger RNA, 2094 nt
Organism: Chelonus insularis
Lineage: Eukaryota; Metazoa; Arthropoda; Insecta; Hymenoptera; Braconidae
Product: glucose dehydrogenase [FAD, quinone]-like
Exons: 2
Coding region: 75-2006 (643 amino acids)
Molecular function (GO): flavin adenine dinucleotide binding; oxidoreductase activity, acting on CH-OH group of donors
Source: RefSeq, a predicted model, not a curated record
AAUUAGUUAGUUUCAAUCAGUUUAGUCUUAUUUUUAAUUUGAAUAAUGAUGGUUUUAAAUUUUUUAAUACAAUUAUGUUAAAAAUGAGAGUGUUAAAAAUUGUCAUUUUAUUAUUUUCACUUUUAAUUGGUGUAAAUUCACUAGAACUAUUAAAUUUAGUAAAUACUGACACGAUAAAAGAUACUCUUAAUAUUGUAUCACCUCUAUUACCCGAAGAACUAUCAGGUGUCCUCGACACCUUAGACCGGAGUGCUCUUGGAUUAACUUACAACGUUAAAACUACACCACUACCCACUCGACAUAAAUAUGAUUUUAUUGUUAUUGGUGCUGGAUCUGCUGGUUCUACAGUAGCUAGACGUUUGUCAGAAAAUAAAAAGUGGAAAAUUUUAUUAUUGGAAGCAGGUCCACCCGAAACUCUUAUAAAUCAAGUACCAAUAUUAUAUGCCUUUCCAUGGGUAGAUGAAACACCUUAUAAUUGGGGGUACAAAGUUGAAAAGCAAAAGCAUGCUUGUUUUGGAAUGACUGAUGGACAAUGUACGUGGCCACGAGGUAGAUCAUUAGGCGGAACUAGUACGCUAAAUGCUAUGAUUCACACAAGGGGAAACAAAUUAGACUAUGAAUUAUGGGCUUCUUUAGGAAAUAAAGGAUGGUCAUAUGAAGAAGUUCUACCAUACUUCAAAAAAAGCGAAAACUUUCAAGUAAAAGAACCCCACAAUUCAUCAUAUCAUGGAAGACAUGGACACCUAUGUGUACAAGACAUUCCAUACCGUACGCCAUUGGCAAAAACAUAUUUAGAAGCUGGUGUAGAAUUGGGAUACGAUGUUAUAGACUAUAAUGGUCCUGAUCAAAUUGGUUUUUCAUAUUUACAAGUUAAUAUGGACCAUGGUGCUCGAUGCAGUUCUGCGAGAGCUUAUCUUAAAAAUCAUGGAUCUAACUUGGAAAUAGUAACAGGUGUUUUCGUAACAAAAAUAUUAAUUGAUGAUAAUCAACGUGCUUAUGGAGUUGAAUAUGAAAAAAAUGGAGUAAAAAGAAUCGUUCGAGCUAGUAAAGAAAUAAUUUCAUCAGCAGGUACAAUAGAUUCUGCUAAAUUAUUGAUGCUUUCUGGAAUAGGACCAAGAGAUCAUCUAGAAGAACUAGGAAUUGAGGUCAUAAAAGAUGCUAAAGUUGGAUACAAUAUGUACGAACAUAUAGCAUUUUGGGGUUUACUGUUUACUGUUAAUUCGAGUGUCACCAUUAAUAUUAAUGACUUUUUGUCACCUGCUAAUGCUUUACAAUAUUCUCUGAGUCGAGAUAGUGCUUAUGCACUUCCAGCAGGAGCGGAAUCAAUCGCAUUUUUGAGAACUAAAUAUGCUACUGAUGAACGUCCAGAUAUAGAAUUACUUUUUAUUAGUGGUGGAAUACAUUCAGACAAUGGUCUAGCAUUAAAAUCUGCCUAUGGAAUAUCAGAUCGAGUUUACAACGAAUUUUUCAAACCACUAGAAUAUCGCAAUGCUUUCACUAUAUGGCCAAUAGUUCAACAUCCAAAAAGUCAUGGUCGUAUAACACUCAGAUCUAAAAAUCCACAUGAUAAGCCAAUACUUCAACCAAAUUUUUUUACUCAUCCAAAAGAUUUGGAAACCAUUUUAGAAGGAAUAAAAAUGGCAAUUGAUGUUUCUCAAACUGAAGCAAUGCAGCAAUAUAAUCCUCAGAUAUAUACCAAAAAAAUGCCUGGAUGCAAGUCUCAUACAUUUGGAACUGAUGAUUACUUUAGAUGUGCGGUUAAAGUUUUACCUGCGUUAGAAAAUCACGAAAUGGGAACAGUGAAGAUGGGACCUCAAUCAGACCCUAAUGCAGUAGUAGAUCCCAAGUUACGUGUUUAUGGCAUUGAAAGGUUGAGAGUCAUCGAUGCAUCAAUUAUGCCUACUAUGCCAGUUGGGCAUAUUAAUGCAGGAGUUUAUAUGAUUGGUGAAAAAGGUGCUGAUAUGAUCAAACAAGCAUGGAGAAAAAUUAAACACCGAAGAAAUUAAAUAUGAAAUAAUAAUUGUAAUUAUAAAUUUUAAUUAAUCAUAUUAUAUUAUUGAUAAAAAACUCUUUUAUAAUUUUUUUUGUCUGGGA